GGUUCGAACGUUUGAACCAAACCAAUUUCGGUGGAACCGUCAAAGGAAGAAAAAGAUCUGACGGUCGAGAGUGUAGUGUCUUGCGCUUCAAUAAACGUGUAAGUCUAAAACCCCUCACUUCCAUUCUAAAAUCUCAGUCCAGUUUUCCCCCUCUUCAACUUGAUAGUUGCUACCCUGGCUAGCCUUCUCUCUCAGCCAUCGCCGGCGACGGUUAGUCUAUACAAGCUCUACAUUAGACAAAUACGUAAGCUUUCUUCAUAUUCAUUCUCCGGUCGACUUUCUCAUCCCCUUAAAUAAGUGAAGUGCUGAUUGCCGUAUAAUGCAACUCUGGUUCUCUCUGUGAAGACACAAACAUAAUGGCCUGUCGAGCUCUUUUAAGGAGAAGGAAAUUUAUUUCUGACUAUUUGGAGGCCUCUGCUUGGUCAAUUCAAAAUUUUCACAAGUUCAGUUCUAAUCAGUCUACUCGUUAUUCUGGAGGUUUCACCUCUGUUGGAAACCAUAUUUCUCAAUGUUCAGAUUGUGUAGAAGAUCAUGGAGAAGUUUCAAGCUUUUCAACAUCAGGACUUUUAUGGCAUAGAUCUGGUGGAAUCACAUUACAUGGCCAUGGAAAUGUUGGAAUCACAAUGCCUGCAAGAUUGGGUCUCAUCUCACCAAUGGGACACACGUUGCUGCCUUACACUCUACGUUAUUCUUCGACAGCAACUGCUAAACAACCUGAUAGUGGAAGUGAUGAUGAAAAUAAUGAUCUGGUUGCCAAAAAGAAAGAAGCUUCUCCAGAGGAAUGCGAUCAAGCUGUUGAAGGGCUAAGUUCUGCUAAAGCAAAAGCAAAAGCAAUACAGUUCCAAGAGUCUAACAAGGUUGCUAAAUCUGUUUUACAAAGAGUAUGGGCUACACUUUUGGGUAUUGGUCCCGCUUUACAAGCUGUAGCUUCCAUGAGCAGGGAAGAUUGGGCCAAAAAGCUCACUCAUUGGAAAAAGGAGUUUAUAUCCACACUGCAGCAUUAUUGGUUGGGUUCUAAGCUUUUAUGGGCUGAUGUGAGGAUCAGUUCAAGAUUAUUGCUAAAACUUGCCAAUGGGAAGAGUCUGUCACGCAGGGAGAGGCAACAACUCACACGGACUACAGCUGAUAUUUUCAGGCUGGUUCCUUUUGCUGUUUUCAUCAUUGUACCAUUCAUGGAAUUCCUGCUGCCAGUAUUCUUGAAGUUAUUUCCGAACAUGUUACCAUCAACGUUUCAAGACAAGAUGAAAGAACAGGAAGCAUUGAAAAGGAGGUUAAAUGCGAGGAUAGGAUAUGCGAAGUUUCUUCAGGACACUGUCAGAGAAAUGGCAAAAGAAGUCCAAAAUUCAAGGAGUGGGGAAGUAAAGCAAACAGCAGAAGAUCUUGAUGAGUUCCUGAGCAGGGCUAGAAGAGGUGCUCCCAUUUCAAAUGAGGAAAUUUUGGCUUUCGCUAAAUUGUUCAAUGAUGAAUUGACGCUGGAUAAUAUUAGCAGGCCUCGAUUAGUAAGUAUGUGCAAGUACAUGGGAAUCAGUCCUUUUGGAACAGAUGCUUAUUUGCGCUUUAUGCUUCGAAAAAGAUUACAAAGGAUUAAGAAUGAUGAUAAGUUGAUUCAAGCUGAGGGUGUGGAGUCUCUAUCAGAGGCUGAACUUCGUGAGGAAUGUAGAGAGCGUGGCAUGCUUGGGUUGCGUUCAGUGGAAGACAUGCGCCAACAGCUUCGUGAUUGGUUGGAUUUGUCACUUAAUCACUCAAUACCAUCUUCACUGUUGAUCCUUUCCAGGGCUUUCAUUGUGUCUGGAAGGUCCAAGAUUGAAGAGGCUGUAGGAGCGACAUUGUCUUCACUUCCAGAUGAGGUUGUGGACACUGUGGGUAUCACAUCCUUGCCAUCUGAAGAUUCUGUUUCAGAAAGGAGGAGGAAAUUGGAGUACCUUGCUAUGCAGGAUGAGCUGAUCAGGGAGGAGGAAAAGAAAGAGAAAGAGAAAGAGAAAGAACAGCAAGCCAAGAAGAAAGAACCUCUUGGCAAUGAAGAUGUAGCUUUGAAAGAGAUGAUUAUCCCAACAGCUAGAGAAGCACAAGAACAAGCAAGAGCAAGAGCACUUGACAAACAAGAGCAUCUAUGCGAAAUUAGCCAAGCCUUGGCUGUUCUGGCUUCUGCUUCUUCUGUGAGCAGGGAGCGGGAAGAGUUUCUAAGGCUUGUUAACAAGGAGAUAGAACUUUACAAUAGCAUGGUAGAUAAAGAAGGUACAGAUCGUGAAGUAGAUGCCAUGAAAGCAUAUAAAGCUGCUCAUGGAGAAAAUGAUCAAAUGUCUGAAGUUACUGCACAUGAUGUGGUGUCUUCUGCACUCGUAGAUAAGGUCGAUGCGAUGCUUCAGAACCUUGAGAAGGAAAUUGAUGAUGUGGAUGCCAAAAUUGGUGACCGUUGGCAAAUCCUUGACAGGGACUAUGAUGGAAAAGUGACUCCUGAGGAGGUGGCAGCUGCAGCCAAGUACUUGAAGAAAACUUUGGGCAAGGAAGGGGUUCAAGAACUGAUUACCAACCUCUCCAAAGAUAAAGAUGGGAAAAUUCUUGUGGAAGACAUAGUAAAAUUGGGCAGUCGUGUAGAAGAUAUGAGGUCAGAUGGCAUGUAGUGAACGAAGAUCAACAUUCCAUUUUACUUUCGAAUACAGAGGUACAAAAUAUUGCACAUUUUACAAGGCUGCAACAAUCAUUUACUUAGGUUUCUGGCUACUUAUCAGCUGAGGUUAUGUGGUUCAACUUCUAACCACAUAUAUUUUGUUAGGUAUAGAGAUUCUAUUUUCUUCAGUUUCAUAUAUAUCAAAAAACCCUUCACAGAAAUAGAUUGCAACGAGGUGAAAAACCUAGUGCAGAGUACUAUGUUGAUAGGAAUGUAAAAAGAACGAGUCCUUAGAGUAUAGUAAGGCUAGGGUUUUUAUUUUUAUUUUUGUAUCAGAAACAGUGUUAUUCUUUAUUGCAUAAUGGCAUUUUAGACAAUGACAUAAUUUCAUGG
Ipomoea triloba (trilobed morning glory) is the source of this 3001-nucleotide messenger RNA. RefSeq names its product mitochondrial proton/calcium exchanger protein-like. The transcript is spliced from 15 exons. Gene Ontology annotation, cellular component: mitochondrial inner membrane. The record is from RefSeq and is a predicted model, not a curated record. Gene Ontology annotation, biological process: intracellular monoatomic cation homeostasis. NCBI's taxonomy places the organism in Eukaryota, Viridiplantae, Streptophyta, Magnoliopsida, Solanales, Convolvulaceae. Bases 357 to 2621 code for a protein of 754 amino acids. Gene Ontology annotation, molecular function: ribosome binding; calcium ion binding.